GGCGCAACGUUAGAAAAUGUUAAAUGUUCUUUCCUGGUUUCUUGGCUUUCGAUCUUGAGGGAGUGUACAUGAUUUUUCUCCUCUCUGCUGACGUGAUCUCGGAAUUGGCAUCACGAUGCUAGCUGGUGACACAAUGCAAUAAUGGCCGUCCAAAGCUCCUGGGGAAAGCAAUGACCGUCCAAGCUUGCAGUAUGCCUCCGUCCCGAGGUCUCAAUCCGAGUUUUGGCCAAAGUGACAUGAGCUGCGGACUUGGAGUGGCACAGAUCCGCAAGAAAACACGGGAACUUCGCAAACAACGCCAGCUUGUUACAUUUAAAAUACACCGUGAAGCUCCACAAACAAACAGUGUCGGAGAGGCUAAGGUUAAAAAACAGAGCAACCUAGAACGACACAAUUGAUCGCAGCGAUGAGAGAACUCACGAAAGAGAGAGCUUGAGCAACAUUACACUCGAAGCUGAUUUCUGUAUGCAGGCAUAAACAAUGCAAAGCUUGCUGCUGGCUUCGACGAGGCAAUCCGGGUUUUGAAGCCAAACACGUUUGGAGAGUGAGGAAAGGCAUAAUGUCCAGCGAUUGAAAUGGCCUUCAGCAUUAUGUCAAGGUUCCUACACUCAGCCGAUGAGUCCUUCAUCCUUUCAGUUCCCGCAUUCAUAAGUAAAUUCGACUUUUUUAGCCUGGUUUUCCCCACGGGAGAAAAGAGUCUCAAGUUUUGCUGCUCAUCACGAAAUCGUAAUUUUCUUUCCGAAGCUGCGGGAUUAGUACGCGGCAUGCGAGAAACAGAAAAUGACGGCAAUUCUACCUCGUCCCUGAUCCUCGGGAAAACAGCGACACUUGUAGGAGUGAUCACUGGACGCUCCGGAAUUUGCACUGCACAGUUCUCCAACAGAUCGGAGACUUCGAAGUCCUUUCUCUUACCGGGAGGUUGCUCGGGCAUCUCCUGUGUCAUGGAUUUUGAGGACCGAUGCAACAUGAGAAGCGAUGAUUCCGGGAUGGAGCAAGAAGCAUUCACAAUGGCUCGAUCGAUUACAGUGACGCUCUCACCAGUUCUUUUCAUCUCCUUUUCGUAAGCGUCCACGAGAAGACAUUGCGAUCCCAAGGCCGCCUGGACGCCGUGGAAGCAGCCGCAGCGGCCAUACAUCUGGACGAGGAACCGGCGAUCGAUGGCGCGGGAGUGAGCGGAGAUUGUCCAGGGAUGUGAUCCUGGUGGGUUGUCUCACGGUUAACGUUGUGGGUCUGCGGUACUACCACGGCACGGUGACCAACGGCGAGAUGGUCCAGCUUGUCCGAGAGCCCGCCACCAAUCCAUACGACUCCAACGCCAUCCGGGUGCUCAACAUCCGGGGCGACCAUGGCAUGCCGGAGUCUUGGAUCUGGGCAUGGAACGCUCCAGAUUGCGCUCCUGGUCGCCAUCCUCGCGUCCUGGUCGUGCGCACGAUGCGCUACCUAAGGCUUUUUCAAACCAGAGCAUUCUUUGGGUCUACUAUUUUCAUAAUACCUGGAUGACGUGGCGGAUCUCGAGUCAAAAUAUCUAAGAGCCAGCUGCCUUAGUUCUGGAUCUGGGUUGGCCUUUUUAGGGCUCUUAGAUGGGAGGGAUUUCAUGUGGUUGGGAUCCAUCACUGUCUGGUUCUACAGAACCAUUUUAAUUCUGGGAACGACAUGUUUCAUGCCUUCCUGGCGCCAUUCUACUCGUGUUACAUGUCGGCUAGAUACAAGAGGCGUGCAAAGGUUUCCAUCCAUUUUACGCAUUUAUAAAAGUCUUCUUUUCGCUUGA
Messenger RNA from Selaginella moellendorffii, 1768 nucleotides. RefSeq lists its product as uncharacterized. NCBI's taxonomy places the organism in Eukaryota, Viridiplantae, Streptophyta, Lycopodiopsida, Selaginellales, Selaginellaceae. Bases 576 to 1064 code for a protein of 162 amino acids. The transcript has 7 exons. The record is from RefSeq and is a predicted model, not a curated record.